Messenger RNA from Spizellomyces punctatus DAOM BR117, 2241 nucleotides. RefSeq lists its product as uncharacterized. NCBI's taxonomy places the organism in Eukaryota, Fungi, Chytridiomycota, Chytridiomycetes, Spizellomycetales, Spizellomycetaceae. The coding region runs from base 308 to 2179 and encodes 623 amino acids. Gene Ontology annotation, molecular function: nucleic acid binding. The record is from RefSeq and is a predicted model, not a curated record. The transcript has 5 exons.
CCAUGGCACUCCUUCCAGCGAGGGCCAAGCAACACCCAAGGUCAAACUGAACGGCAGUAUAAAAACCACCCCGCUUCGUAGUCGUGUGAAGGCAAACUCUGAUUAUCACUCAUUGAAAAGUAACCAGUUGUUGGCCAAUCGAAAGAAGAUCUCAAGAGCACAGAUUCCGUGUGAUCGGCAGUUUGCCGAUAUGUGUGUUUGAUAAUUGUUCGGCUGGGAACAGCGAAGCGGCUUUACAUCCCAGUUAAACCGUUUAUAUUUCUCGAAACCUGUCAUUUCAACCUUUUUUAUCCGUCCAUUUUAUUCCAUGCCCUCACCUGAAACUCCCAUGACCCAGGAAGUUCCUUGUCUUGAUCAAGACGGUUCUGGUGUCUCGCCAGAGCAAAAUUCUGGAAUAAUCAGCAAAUCACCAUCAAUUCUGAAGCAAAAGUCCGAAGGUGGAACAAAUCCACUCACAGGGUCGCCACCUUGUGAGGAUGAUGAUGUUGUAUCCAGUUCAUCUACUAGCGGAAGUGGAAGCAUAUCGUCCCCAUGCCAGUCUGAGACCUCGGCAGAUGCUGCAUCCGAGGGCAAUUGGGCCUCUGUGGAUCCCCUACUAUUGACCGCCGUACGAAGCUCUAAGGAUCGGCUGUUUGUUUUGAAGCUGGAUCAGCGGUGUGACGAAUUCCUUAAAGACGCAAGUCAGACCCGACUGGAGUUUCCCCAGAUGAACUCCUAUCAGCGACUGAUAGUACAUCGUGUAGCCCAAUAUUUCAAGCUGGUUCACGUUGCGGACUCAGCUCGUCGAGCGGUGGUCUUGUAUAAGAAUGCAGAUUCUGAAACACCUUGUCUACGACUAUGCGAUAUCCCUUUGGAUGCGAGUACUGCAUCCCAGAGCGCGGUGUCCUCCAUCCGAAUCAUGCAAAGACAUUCUCAUCAUCACAAUCACAGUCACAAUCGAGCCUCACGCCAUUCAAGCACUGAUAGCGGUUCUGAAGGGGCUAAUGGACCUUCGGGUGCUUUCAAAUCAAUUGAGGAACGCGAGGCUGCCUAUCAGGCGGCGCGAGCACGAAUAUUUCAGGAAGAUUCAGAGUCCGAUGUCUCUAGCACCUCACGGACAUCGAACCAGUCCAAUAGUACAACGGGAAAGAGCACAGCCCGCAGUGGAAAGCAUCACAAUCGCAGUCAGGCUUCACGUUUAAAGCAGCAGCCAGGUGCAGCGCGGGGAAGAGGACAGCAAUUCACUCCUCAAGGUGGCGUCCCAUUCUCCAUGCCUCCCAGCGAUUAUGCUCGCGUAUCUCCGUACUAUGCGUACGACAAUGGACCUCGCGGUGGAUAUCCAUUAAACCCUUCUAAUGGAAUUCGGCCGAACUUGCGUGGACAUCCACCAGCAUUUGAGGCAAUGUAUGGAUCCGGAGCACCGCCGCCUUUCAACACCAACGGUCCUAUGCCGUCUGGGACCCGCUACAUGGGAUCGUACGUAGACUGGAACGGGACAGUUUGUCAUGCCCAAGGCGAGUCGCCCGGUCAAUCUGUGCAGGAGCCCAAGGCUCUGGACUCUAUAAACAAUCCCUUCGGAACAGCAUCCAUACCUGCACCCUAUCCGUUUGCGCGUCCGGAUUUUGGCAUCCCUCCGUACACGUCACCUUUCACCGCUUCUCACAUGGAUGGUGUGGCGCUACAUUACUACCCAGAGAUUGGUACAUUUGUGCCUGGGCCAAUGGUUGAUCAUGAAGGGGGCAUAAUGCAGCAUGGUAGUGCACCAGGGCUAAUGGGACCGAACGCCCCAUACGCUGGUGGUUACCGAGAAACUGAACAAGGAGGAUAUGUUCCGCAACAGAAAGCACAUUUCCCUGGAGGUCGCGAUAGGCCGCUUCCUCGUCACGACCCAUCUUUCUCAGAUUUUUCUGUGCCAGAUAGAUUACAAGAUCCAUUGACUGACUGUUUUCGGCCAACGAACCCCCCCAUAUAUCAUUCACCUGAUCCUCGGCCUCCUUAUUCUUCCCACACACCCAUUUUUGAAGGAACAUCGGUAAGAGUUCCGACUAGUGGACUUGGACGAGGAGGUUAUGGCAUGGUGAGAGGAGUUGUACCUUAUUCAAAUGGGAGUAGGGUUGGAGGACCAGAGGAAGGAGAGGUCGACGAUCUAAUCUCGGGAAUAAAUAGCGUUACGAUAGAUAGCAUUGGAGAUCAAAGCUAGCGGCUCAUGGUAAAGCUAGUUCUGUAAAUAUAGUGAAAUUAUUACACUCGAAAAUAUCCCCA